This is a messenger RNA of Cuscuta campestris, 3087 nucleotides long. Lineage: Eukaryota; Viridiplantae; Streptophyta; Magnoliopsida; Solanales; Convolvulaceae. The record is from the annotation of a GenBank genome assembly.
GACACAUGUUUUACUCCUAUUUAGGGGAUCUCAAAAUAGGAAAUACGAGAAGCAGUUUUUUUUUGCAAUUACUAGUGUUCAAAUUUUUUUAUUUGAUUUCUCCCAUCAUCUUCUUCCCAGUUCCCACUCAGAAUUCAGUUACCACCCACCGCCUUCACCUACCGAAACCCUAACAAACGAUCCUCUGUUCCCAUCAUAACCAUUUACCACUCCCUGUAAGAAAAUGUUGUCUUUGAAUCUCAACGACGACGAAGAAGAAGAAAUCACCUUAAACCAACUCUCGCAAGACCCACAACUAUCUCUCUCCUCCUCAGGAGAAACCUACCUGGUGGGCUUCAUCUUCGCGAACAUAGUUGGAAUCCAAUAUUACACCGGCAGAAUUAGUGGCAGAGAAAUGGUGGGUCUAGUCCGAGAACCCUUGAACCCUUACGACGAGAACGCCAUCAAAGUCCUGAACACUCGCGGCAAUCAAGUGGGUCACAUCGAGCGGGCAGUCGCCAAAACUUUAGCGCCAUUAUUGGACACUCAUGUAAUUCUUGUUGAGGGCAUUGUCCCAAAAACCCCCAACAAGAAUGCGAGGUUUAAAAUCCCUUGUCAAUUGCACAUCUUCUCGGCACUCCACUCCUUUCCCCAAGUGAGAUCGGCAAUCUUAGGAGGAGGGUUGGAGCUAAUGACACAAGAAAGUGCAGCGUUUGCUCUCUCUGAUGCGGCGGUGGUGAGGGAUAUGAAGAAUGCUAAGUGUAUUAAGACUGUGGAUGAGAUUUUUAGGCUUGUUGAUGAGAAUGAGGGGAGAAAGGGAGAGGGAAGUUCGGUGAAAUUGGAUCCACCGCGGGAGGUGAUUGUUACCGAGUUGUUUGAGCACCAGAAGGAAGGACUUGGAUGGUUGGUUCACAGGGAGAGUUCGGAAGAUUUGCCUCCUUUUUGGGAGGAAAAGGAUGGGUUGUUUGUUAAUGUUUUGACCAAUUAUCAGACUAGUGUUAGGCCUGAGCCCAUCAAAGGUGGGAUAUUUGCGGAUGAUAUGGGGUUAGGAAAGACCUUAACUUUGCUAUCACUAAUAGCUCACGACAAAGUUUGUAGUGGAAAUGGGGGUAGAGUGGAUGAUAAUGCUAGUGAGGAAAAGGGGGAAAUGGUUGAUGAUCCUUCGAGUAGUAAUAAAUCAAAUUCGAAAAGAGGAAGAAAGGCAAAGAGGGGGGCUACGACUACUGCUAAUAAUGCUAGGAAUAAGAAACAAAAGGUGGUUGAUGAUGAUGAUGUCAGCGUGUGUAGUGAGUCAAAAACGACAUUGGUUGUGUGUACGCCUUCUGUGUUUUCUGUGUGGGUGAGCCAGUUGUGUGAUCAUACUCAUACUGGUUCUUUGACUAUGUAUAUGUACUAUGGUGGGGAGAGAACUAAAGAUGUGGAUGAGCUUAAAAAGUAUGAUUUAGUGCUUACUUCAUAUAUUACUUUGUCAAAGGAAGACGAUCAAGUUUAUUCACCAAUUAAGAAGAUGAAAUGGAGGAGAAUUAUAUUAGAUGAGGGGCAUUUGAUAAAAAAUGCUGAUGCUAAGCAGAGUCGUGCUGUCACGGCAUUGAUUGGUAAGAGGAGAUGGGUUGUGACAGGCACUCCUGUGCAGAACAGCUCUUGUGAUCUGUUCUCUCUUGUGGCAUUUUUGAAGUUUGAUCCUUUCUCUAAUAAAAGUUAUUGGAAUAGACUUAUACAACGCCCUUUAGCUCAGGGUGAUCAUAAGGGGCUUCAGCGGCUCCAGGUCUUAAUGUCAACUGUCACAUUGAGAAGAAUGAAGGAUCAGAAUUUGAUUGGGUUGCCAUCUAAAUCUGUUCAGACUUGUUAUGUGGAACUUAUGCAAGAAGAACGUGAUCUUUAUGAGCGUAUGGAAGAAGAAGCGAAACAGGUUGUUAAGAACUAUAUUAAUAGAGGGAAUAUUACACACAACUAUUCCACUAUCCUCAGCAUAAUAUUGAGGCUUCGUCAAAUUUCUACUGAUGUUGCACUGUGUCCACAUGAUAUCAAAUCCUUGAUCUUCGCUGACAGUGUUCAAGAUGUAUCCAAUAAUCCCAAACUGCUCGAGAAGAUGAUGUCAUUGCUGCAAGAUGCAGAAGACUUUGACUGCCCAAUAUGUAUCUCUCCACCUACGGACGUGGUAAUUACAUGCUGUGCUCAUAUAUUCUGUCGUUCCUGUAUUACAAAGACUCUGAAGCGCACAAAAGAAAACUGCCCCAUGUGUCGCCAUCCCUUGUCCAUGUCUGAUCUCUACUCAGCACCCCCACCCACAGAGACCACGCCGGGUGUUUCCUCCCCCAAACUUUCUUCUAAAGUGUCUGUCCUACUGAAACUCCUAUCCGAGUCCAAGGAGAAAAAUGGAGCUGUCAAAUCCGUGGUUUUUUCACAAUUCCGCAAGAUGUUGUUGCUGCUUGAAGAACCACUGAAAAGCGCAGGUUUCAAUACCCUACGGUUAGAUGGGACGAUGAGCGCGAAAAAGAGAGCUCAAGUGAUAGAAGCAUUUAGUGAUUCCAAAUCAGAUUCGCCGACAGUUUUGCUCGCCAGCCUCAAGGCUUCUGGUACAGGCAUAAACCUUACGGCCGCGUCAGUGGUGUACCUAUUGGAGCCAUGGUGGAAUCCAGCGACUGAGGAGCAGGCUAUGGACCGGGUUCACAGAAUUGGCCAGAAAAGGGAUGUGAAGAUUGUGAGGGUUAUAGCCAAAGACACCAUUGAAGAGAGAGUGCUGGAGUUGCAGGAGAAAAAGAGGGAGCUGGCUAGGGGCGCUCUGGGAAGAAAGGGCUCUAAGGAUAAGAGGGAAGUUAAUGUUCAGGACCUGUGCCGCCUCAUCUCUCUGCCUGCUUGAUCUUAUUUCACAUGCUUUUCCUCUAUGAAUUUUUGUUUUUUGUGGGUAGGCCUUGUGCAGUUCUCCGUCCAUAGUAUCAGCUUUUGUGUUUUGGUCGAGGGUAGUUUUCAAGAAAAAUCCUUUGGAACAGGGGUUUCCCACAUAUGUUCGGUCCACUGUACACAAGAAUUACAUGUGGUCUUUUGCAAUUGGCAACCAUUCAAUAUGGGUGGAUGCACUAGGUCUCUUAAAAAAAGGCAUGCUACCCC